CAUACUCGUUAAAGAAGUCAGAAAAAUCUUCGCCCAAUCGUUGCAAUGAACAACAGCGACAGGCAAAAAUCCCAAUUGUUCCAUACACAACCGGAUGCGAACAAUGCAUGGAAACCGAAAUAUUGGAAACCAAAAUUGUGGAAACUUAUCCGAAACAAUCUGCUGGUGAUCGCAACAUUUUCCGCUGUUUUAUCGGGCAUAAUCGUCGGUUGCAUUCUACGUGCGACCGUCGACAAAUGGACACCACGACAGGUCAUGUACGUGAAUUUCAUUGGCGAAUUAUUUUUGCGCCUUCUCAAGAGUCUCAUACUGCCACUGAUCGUAACGUCGCUGAUAACCGGCAUAUCAUCGUUGGACAUCCGUUUGUCGCGGAAAAUUGGUGCUCGUGCUGUUGCCUUUUACUUGACGACAACGUUUCUGGCAGUUGUAUUAGGAAUCAUAAUGGUUACUGUGAUCAGGCCGGGACUAGGAGGGACAGCCGAAGGUGGAAAGGGCGCAACUAAGAACGUUAAUACUGUUGAUACAUUGCUCGAUUUAGUGAGAAACCUAUUUCCGCCAAACAUAAUUCAAGCUUGUCUUGAGCAAUCGUCGACAAAUCUUACGCUGAAGGAAAAUGCUAAUCCGAACUCAACUCGUGACGAUGACUUUAAGAUUCAGGUCGUCUUUGUUCCUGGAACUAACAUUAUCGGUCUAGUGGCUAUAUCUACUGUCAUUGGAAUCGCCAUGAGUGCUUUGAACACGAGGCUCGCAAAUUUCAUCGCAUUGACAAAUAACUUGUACGUACUGACGAUGAAGUUAACAGCCUGGGCAAUGUGGUUAUCGCCACUCGGAAUAUUCUUUUUGGUGGUCGCCGAAAUCAUUAAAAUGGAAGAUAUGGAAAAACUAGGCAAAUCGCUGGGAUUGUAUUUUUUGACAGUUGUAUCCGGCUUAUUAAUUCAAGGCUUAGUAGUUCUGCCAAUAAUUUACUUCGUUUUGACCCGUUUCGAAAAGAAUCCGUUUCGAUUCAUACGAGGACUGUCCCAGGCAUUAGUUACCGCCUUCGGCACUUCGUCCAGCUCGGCAACGAUGCCCGUGACAUUGAAAUGUAUCAUCGAAAAUAACAAGGUGGACGAAAAUGUUGCGAAAUUUAUGCUUCCGAUUGGAUCAGCUAUAAAUAUGGACGGUACGGCAUUGUACGAAGCCGUUGCAGCUAUAUUCAUAUCACAACUGCGGGGUGUAGACCUUACAUUCGGAAAACUGGUUGCAAUCAGCAUAACCGCAACGGCAGCCUCGAUCGGAGCUGCCGGCAUCCCCAGUGCUGGUUUAGUAACUAUGAUUAUGGUCUUGGAUACAGUAGGCAUACCUGCAGAAGACGUUUCGUUAAUUCUGGCAGUGGACUGGUUAUUAGACCGUAUCCGCACAGUUGUGAAUGUGAUGGGUGAUGCUUUUGGUGCUGGAAUUAUAUACGAAUGGUCCAAAGACGAUAUACGUGAAUUGAGUGAACGGAAUAACAGUAGAGAACGGAAUCGCAGUGGUAACAGUCUAACAACGACACAGUCACGAAACCAGUCUAGUAUCAAUUUAGAACGCAAAUCGGACGAAAAUAAAUAAAUUUA
This is a messenger RNA of Bradysia coprophila, 1595 nucleotides long. RefSeq names its product excitatory amino acid transporter-like. Gene Ontology annotation, cellular component: plasma membrane. Gene Ontology annotation, biological process: L-glutamate transmembrane transport. The record is from RefSeq and is a predicted model, not a curated record. Gene Ontology annotation, molecular function: glutamate:sodium symporter activity; L-glutamate transmembrane transporter activity; neutral L-amino acid transmembrane transporter activity. NCBI's taxonomy places the organism in Eukaryota, Metazoa, Arthropoda, Insecta, Diptera, Sciaridae.